AUGUUCCAGCUCUCAAUCAAGUGUCUUAUAAAUUUUUGUGCAAAUGAAGUUCUUGCACUUCAACUUUUUAAUUCCUGUGAUGAACAACGAAGAGAAAAGUUCCUUGGUGCCCUUAUCUCGUUGACCUUGUCUGAUGCCGAAGGGGACAUCAAGACAUUAACAUCAUCACUACUCGUGAACCUGACGGUAGUUUCGGAAUGGGCAGCCGCACUGUGCGACAAAUCCUACGUAACCUCGAUUUACAAAAAAGUAGCAACGAAGCGCAAGCCAUCACGCACAGAGCUCCAGUGUAUAUGCGAUGAGCUAGACUGUCUGUCGCUCCUCGUCUGUCUUCUACGCGAGCUCAACGAUGCUUCCUCACGCCUGUCCAUCGCGGGCAUUGUGAAGAAUUGCUGCUUUGAAGAAAGGUAUCACGGCAAAAUUUGUUCCGAUGAAGAGGAUAUUUUGUGCAACCUGUUGGUUGUUCUCUGUGGUCCAGAAGAUAACAUCGACGCAGACGACCUCCUAAAUCUUCCUCCUCUCAUCCGUGAGGCGUACCAUAGUCAAACAGUGAAACGGGAAUCAGACACUUCGGUGAAAUUCACGAUUUGUGAAGCCCUGAUGCAACUGUGUUCAACAGAGGUCGGUCGAUCACACCUCAGGCGUCUACGUGCGUACUUCAUUCUACGCGAGCUUCAUCGCCACGAAUGUGCUGUUGAAGGUCGCAUCGCCGAUGCUCAAAAGGAACAAAAACGGGUUCAAAGAAUACUGAUCUUCACCAUUGAGCAAAUUGUGGACCAGCUUCUUUGCGAGGAGGCAGACCGUCCGCGUGGACUAAGGAGCCUUCGCGAUGUCUCCGUCGACGCGGAGGUGCAAAAUCGCCUCGAAAAGGCUAAAGACGACUACUUGAAUGUGGCUUAG
This is a messenger RNA of Mesocestoides corti, 900 nucleotides long. The record is from the annotation of a GenBank genome assembly. Lineage: Eukaryota; Metazoa; Platyhelminthes; Cestoda; Cyclophyllidea; Mesocestoididae.